AGCUUUCAAAGUACCUCGUUUCGAGUUUUAAUAUGUUUAUCGUCUGAGUCAGAGGGUGGCACAGUAUCUGAAGAUUGCUUAACUUUCAGUUUAAGCAAAAAUAAAAAUAAAUAAAGCAAAAUUAUUAGUGAAAAAAAGGGAGAAAAGAAUAAGAAUACAGAGAAGAGAACCCAAGGAAUUCUUUUCUUAUUCCAAGCUCUUGACAGUUACUACUCUGUCCACGAUUCCCUCUCAAAUUCAAGCUUUAGAUAAACAACGGUAUAUCGACCAUCAAAUUUACUUCAUCCGCACAUCGCAUGUGAUAUUUUUCAAAUAUUUUUAUUCAUUCAAAGACCCUUCAACAUUCAAAGCUUUUAACUUUGAGAAAACCAAGGCUCAAGUUUUUUGCAGGUUCCAUGGUUUUGGAGCUAGAACGAGGAAAACGGAUAUCCAUUUUUUUGUUAAGUUUUUGAUGUUGGGUUUUGAAGCAAAUUGGUUUUAGUGAACUGGGUUUUGUUUUUGCUUUAUAUUCCUGUUGUUUUAUUUGAUCUCUAUCGGUAACUGGGACAGGAUAAAAGUUGGGCUUUUUCGUUUUUGGGGUGUUUUCCAGGGAGGAUUUGGGGUAUUUCUGAGAUGGGAUUAUAGUGAAUUUUAUGGAGAUCUGGAAGGUCAGUAGUUAGCAGCAAUAUGGAGCCUCCAAAGGGAUUUUUGGCUACUUUGUGGAACUUUAUAUGCUUUCUACCUUACUUCAUUGGCUUGCUGCUUUUAGGCACAAUCAAAGGAAUCAUUUUCUGCGCACCAAUAUGUCUUAUAAUGACAGUUGGAAACUCAUCUAUCAUAUUGGGCCUUCUGCCAUUUCAUGGUUACCGGACUUGUUAUAGCAUUGUGAGAGCUAAACUAUUAGGGCCAGUUUUGAAGCUCCUUAUCUGCGUAUGCCUACCAGUUUUAUUGAUAUUAUGGGUCAUGGUUGGCAUUGUUGGAAGCAUUAUAGGGGGGAUAUUAUACGGCUUUCUUUCACCAAUGUUUGCCACUUUUGAUGCUGUAGGAGAAGGAAAGACUAAUGUGUUUUUCCACUGUUUUUAUGAUGGUACUUGGAGCACUGUCAAGGGAAGCUUCACUUUUGUCAGGGACUUCAACGAUGUUUGUUUCCAUUCCUUCACCUCAUAUAUGGAAGAGUUGCGACAGAAAGAGCCUCCAAAUGGAAAAUACUAUGAGAUCGGAUUUCUUUAUCUUCCUCUAGCUCUUAUAGCUGCAGUGCUUGGUUUUAUGGUUGAUUUGCCAGUGAUUUCACUUAUUGCCCUAUGGAAAAGUCCUUACAUGCUCUUUAAGGGGUGGAAUAGAUUAUUUCAUGACCUUAUAGGUCGAGAAGGCCCUUUCUUGGAGACAAUAUGCGUACCAUUUGCAGGCCUUGCAAUCUUACUCUGGCCACUGGCUGUUGUUGGGGCAGUGUUGGGCUCGAUGGUCUUUAGUAUCUUCCUUGGUGCCUAUGCAGGGGUGAUUGUUUAUCAGGGGUCCUCAUUUUGGUUUGGGCUUUGUUACAUUGUUGCUUCCGUGUCCAUCUAUGAUGAAUACAGCAACGAUGUGCUUGACAUGCCAGAAGGAUCUUGCUUUCCCAGGCCUCAGUAUCGUAGAAACAAAAAGGAAUCCACCUCUAGUGCAAGCUCGUUCACAAAUUCUGACUCCUUCAAACCUCAUCCUCCUGCUCGUGUUGACUCACUUACAAAUACAAGGAUUGAUUUGAAGCCACUUGAGCUACUUGAGGGCUUAUUUAAGGAGUGCCACCGCCAUGGGGAAAAAAUGGUUUCUGAAGGGCUUAUAACUCCUAAAGACAUUGAAGAUGCCAAGUCUAGCAAAGGAAGUAGUGUCGUCAGCAUAGGCUUACCAGCUUAUUGCCUUCUUCAGGCACUCUUGCGCUCUGUGAAUGCCAAUAAAUCUGGCAUAUUGUUGAGUGAUAAUACUGAAAUAACAGCCACAAACAGACCAAAAGACACCUUCUUUGAUUGGUUUCUUAACCCCUUUCUGAUACUAAAGGAGCAAAUCAAAGCAGAGAAUCUUUCUGAGGAAGAAGAGGAUUACUUAGGCAAAUUAGUUUUGCUGUCUGGUGAUCCUGAAAGGUUGAAGAUUUCAAAUAUUGGCUCUCCACCUGAAUCUGAGCGUAGGCGAGCUGAACUUGAUGCAUUAACCCGAAGGUUACGAGGGAUGACCAAAUCUGUGUCAAGGUAUCCGACUUACUGGCGACAUUUUGAGAAUCUUGUCAACACACUAUCUGAGGAUCUGGCCAAAAAGAAUCAUGAUAGCAGCAGAUCGAACAACGGGGCUCAACCAAUUCGGAGAACAAAGAGUGCCCUUGCCCGGAUAUUUAGCAAUAAAUCUUUCAAGCAGAAUGCAAGCUACAACAUGUCUAACCAAGAAUCAGGAUCAGUUAUCUCUAGGGAUAUAGAAAUUGUAUGAUGUAGGAUGUCAAUAUUUUGUCCAUAAUCAUUUUUGGAUAUUGGUCCGAAUGCAAUGGCCUGCAGUUUUCGAGUUUUGGGUUUA
Theobroma umbraticum is the source of this 2514-nucleotide messenger RNA. Its product is annotated as putative membrane protein At3g27390. The record is from RefSeq and is a predicted model, not a curated record. Lineage: Eukaryota; Viridiplantae; Streptophyta; Magnoliopsida; Malvales; Malvaceae.